This is a messenger RNA of Triticum aestivum (bread wheat), 1650 nucleotides long. RefSeq names its product GDSL esterase/lipase At1g28600-like. Bases 1 to 1650 code for a protein of 549 amino acids. Gene Ontology annotation, molecular function: lipase activity. NCBI's taxonomy places the organism in Eukaryota, Viridiplantae, Streptophyta, Magnoliopsida, Poales, Poaceae. The transcript is spliced from 6 exons. The record is from RefSeq and is a predicted model, not a curated record. Gene Ontology annotation, biological process: lipid metabolic process.
AUGGGUCCCUGCUAUGUCGCCAAAGUAAGAAGAACUCGGUGCAGCGGGUCACGUACAUGGACGUGCCCAGCCCGAUGUCUAGCGAGCUUGAUGGAGCCAUCGGAAUCCACGGGGUCGACGUUUCCUACCUUGAUGUCGCGGCCCAUACGGCCCUGCUCUUGGAGAUCAUUGCGCCGCCAAGUAAGUCUUCUCCAUCCCUCCUUCCGGCGUGCACCGGGAGAAGGGACAACAGGCCUCCGGAACCCCGCCUCUCGUGAUCCUGUACGGGAGAGGGGCGAUCAGGUCUUUGGGGAGCGCACUCACGCUACUGCUGGCGGCGACGACUUCGCGAACGACGACUUCUUCCCCGACCUCGGCAACCUCAUCCUUGACGACAUGGGCGACAACGUCAACGCCGGCGGUGCUGCUCCCGCUGCACCGUAUGUGAUUCUAUCCUUCCUAUUCGAGAUCGUGGUAGAAUUCAUGCUUCUAAAGCUUCCAAUCUCGCCAUUCCGCCGACUUCGCCAGAACACCGUCCACCUGUGCUUCACACGAGAUAUGGGUAGUCGCACGUGCUCCUCCGCCGUCGUGCUCACCAUCUCCGUCGUCGCGGUGCUUCUCAACGCGGACGUGGCGCUGUGCGGCUGCAGAUACAAGCGCUUCUUCGCGUUCGGUGACUCCCUCAUCGACACCGGCAACUUCGUGUACACCAUCGGCAACGGCCCGUCGCCACUCAAGGAGCUCCCCUUCGGCAUGACCUUCUUCAAGCACCCUAGCGGCCGCAUCUCCGACGGCCGUGUCGUCGUCGACUUCUAUGCGGAGGCGUUGGGCCUGCCGCUGCUGCCGCCGAGCAUCCCGGAGGAGGCGACCGGGCAGUUCCCCACCGGCGCCAACUUCGCCGUGUUUGGCUCCACCGCGCUGCCGCCGGAGUACUUCAAGACCAAGUACAACUUCACAGUGAACCCGCCUUCCACCCUCGACCGGCAGCUCGCCUCCUUCAAGAAGGUCCUCGCGCGCAUCGCUCCCGGGGCUGUCGCCACGAGGGCUCUCCUGAACGAUUCCCUGGUGCUGGUGGGCGAGAUCGGCGGGAACGACUACAACUUCUGGUUCGGCAACCCCAGUAAACCCCGUGCGACGCCGGAGGAGUACCUGCCCGACGUGGUCGCCCGCAUCGGCGCUGCCGUACAGGAGGUGAUCGACCUCGGCGCCAGGACGAUCGUCGUCCCGGACAACUUCCCCAUCGGGUGCGUGCCGGCGUACCUGAGCGCCCACCAGAGCAACGUCACGGCCGACUACGACGAGCUGCACUGCCUCAAGUGGUACAACGAGUUCUCCCAGAAGCACAACCAGGCGCUGCGGCAGGAGCUCGUCAGGAUCCGGUCGAAGAACCCCGGCGUCAAGGUGGUCUACGCCGACUACUACGGCGCCGCCAUGCAGUUCGUCCAGAAGCCGCAGGCGUAUGGCAUCGCCGACCCGCUCGUGGCGUGCUGCGGCGGCAACGGGCCGUACCACACCGGCGGGGCGUGCAACAGCAGCACGAAGCUCUGGGGCAGCCCCGACGGGUUCGCCAGCUGGGACGGCCUGCACAUGACGGAGAAGGCGUACAAGAUUGUCUCCGACGGCGUGCUGGAUGGGCCGUUCGCCGACACCCCGCUGCGCCAUCUUUGCUAG